GGCUUUCCAACUCAGGUCCUCGUCCGAAUUAUCUGGCUGGUAGGUCACUCGUCGUCGCAUGUGAAACGAGCGAUGAGCCUUCCAGAUAUCAUGUCAUGGGUCUGACACAUGAUCUCUCUUGUAGAAGCCACGAAAGCAUACUACACUGCCGCCGCCGAAUCCUCCGAACUGCACCUCAAACCCGUCCUCGACAGCCUCCUUGCGCGCGUGAACGGUCUCGACGCCCAAGGAAAGCCUCUUCCAAACUCCAACGUGCACACGCAAGACUCCUUCAACGCGCUCUUCGCCGCCGAUGAGAACCUCUCCCGGCCCCUCGAAGACGAGAUGCUACGCGUGCAGUUUCCGCAAAAGGACGGGUCCACGCUCGUGAAAGAGUUGCGAUUCGGCGAUACGUGGAAGAAAUUCCAGCGCCACUACGAGCAGAAGCGUGCGGAGAUGGCGAAGAUGAAGGAGGCUAUGCAGAACCUUGAGCUGGAGAUGCGGGCGCUGAAGGAGGAGGUUGUGGAUGGAGAUGAGGAGAUGCGGGAUCUGGUCAGGACCCAUGAGAGGGAGAUGCUGGGCUUUCAGGGACAGAUGAAUGAGGCAGAAAAGGAGUAUGA
This is a messenger RNA of Dissoconium aciculare CBS 342.82, 599 nucleotides long. RefSeq lists its product as uncharacterized. The record is from RefSeq and is a predicted model, not a curated record. Lineage: Eukaryota; Fungi; Ascomycota; Dothideomycetes; Mycosphaerellales; Dissoconiaceae. The transcript has a single exon. The annotation marks the transcript as partial.